Carassius auratus (goldfish) is the source of this 805-nucleotide messenger RNA. Its product is annotated as U7 snRNA-associated Sm-like protein LSm10. Gene Ontology annotation, cellular component: cytoplasmic U snRNP body; nuclear body. The transcript is spliced from 2 exons. The record is from RefSeq and is a predicted model, not a curated record. Gene Ontology annotation, molecular function: U7 snRNA binding; histone pre-mRNA DCP binding. NCBI's taxonomy places the organism in Eukaryota, Metazoa, Chordata, Actinopteri, Cypriniformes, Cyprinidae. Bases 175 to 576 code for a protein of 133 amino acids. Gene Ontology annotation, biological process: mRNA 3'-end processing by stem-loop binding and cleavage.
UCCGAGACAUCACAAUGGUCACCACUCGCUACUCGCUUUCUUUUACUGUCUAUGCUCGCUAGAGGGAGCGCGCGCGACAUUAAUCCGGGACGUCUUGAUGACGUCACUUUCCUCUGCGACGAACUUGACGAAGCGCGGCGCUAGAAACUAGAAUGUAAACAUGAUGUUUUGGACAUGUUAGACAACACAAAGGAAGUGAUUCUCUGUGCACAGGUGAACAUGGACGUCGUGAGCCAUUCCAUUCGUGAGCGCACCAUCGCCGAGAACAGUCUGGUGAUUCUCCUGCAGGGUCUGCAUGGCCAGGUGACCACCACUGACCUGCGAGAUGAGAGCACAGCGAGGGGAUGCAUUAUUAACGUCGAUGCUUUCAUGAACAUCCGGCUGGAGAAGGUUCUGUACAGGGACAGACGUGGAUUCAUGUCCAGUAUGGACGACUUGUUCAUCACUGGCAGAAAUGUGCGUUACGUCCACAUCCCAGACCACAUGAACAUCAUAGAGACCCAGCUCGCAAAAAUACACCGUGUGCGAAACUUUGGAGCAUGCAGUGGACGCAAAGAAUACUCUAAGAACAAAUAGAUUUUCUGAUAAACUAAUGUUUGUCAAAUAGAUGGUUUUGUAAUGCACAGUUUUAUUUUUCAUUAAGCAAUGCAAUCAUGGAGCGAAAAAGGAAUAUAUAGUUAAAAUGUUACUAGUUGGUGAUCGAAAAAGCUCUGAAUAGUGUCUCUAGGACAAGUGUGGGCAAAGUUAUUUCUGUUUAUUUUGUUUUGCUCUAGUGGUUUGAAAAAACAAUAAACAGUGAAAUAAC